Molecule: messenger RNA, 2394 nt
Organism: Drepanopeziza brunnea f. sp. 'multigermtubi' MB_m1
Lineage: Eukaryota; Fungi; Ascomycota; Leotiomycetes; Helotiales; Drepanopezizaceae
Source: RefSeq, a predicted model, not a curated record
AUGGGCGGAAUUUCCAUAUGGUGCAUGCAUUUCGUCGGAAACUGCGCUAUUGUGCUUGGAGAUGGCCAGGAACAGAUCCAACUGGACAUCAGUGGUGGUUUUACCACGCUGUCUUUCUUCACACCGAUAGUCGUUCUGUUCAUAGCUUUCGGCGUUGUGGGAUCGGACGAGAGCAGUAUCUUUCGGGUGGUUCUAGGCGGCGUCCUAGCUGGCUUGGGGAUCUGUGGGAUGCAUUUCCUCGGACAAGCAGGUAUUGCAAACUACGAUUGCAUAUACGACGUCGGGGCUUUCGUUGGUGCCGCAGUAAUUGCGAUCGUGGCUAGUGUGGUAGCCUUGGUCAUCUUCUUCAUCUUCCGGUCUGCAUGGAAGUCCUCUUUGUGGAAGCGGGGGCUUGUUGCUCUUAUUCUUGCCAGCGCGGUCUCUGGAAUGCAUUGGCUUGCUUCUGUCGGCACAAGCUACCGGUAUAAAUUUACAGGCUCGGGCCCUUUCGCGGUAUCGUACAUGGCAACCGCGGUGGUGGUUGUUAUCGUUUUGUCCAUCAUCUGCUGCAUGAUACUCUUUUUCCUCACACUUCUCGAGCAGGCAAGAUACAGGCGGCUUGAGAAGGAAGCAGAGCAAGUGGUCUUGGCUACUGCUAUCUUUGACUCCCAUGGGAAGCUGUUGGUCACCCACGAGGGACUUUUACCUACGAAAAAAAUUGCAAACUCUUGGCUUGAGAAAUCGAUGGAUGAUGUCUUCGGUGUGGCGCAUCCAGUAUUUCUUUGGAUAUUCCGGACUAGUCGAAACUGGUAUGCUGUUUCAGGCUUGAUUUUCGGGAUGAGAAACCACAUCAGAAAUGCUGGUGUGAAAGGUCGUCUCCGUUCACUCGACGAGUCGGCAUUGUUCACCGAAGAAGGGACUCCAAUAAACGAUUACUCGGCCAUAUUUCGAGAGCUGUUCUGUAUUGCAGCAGCAGACCUUGCAGAUGAUCUUCGUCACCCAGUUGAGAAGCUAGGCGUUCUAUACGACGAGGUGGUCACUACAGGUCUCGCAGCAAAAGCAGCAGAAAAGGGGGAAAAGAGUACUGCCACCGCAGCUAGCUCCAUGCUAGAUGUGGAGCGAGACGUUGAUUCUUCUCUGGGUAAGGGGCAACUUCUUUUCCUUGUCAGGAAGGUCAAUGGGCACGAGGCCGACGCCAUGCAAGCUCAUGGCUUUCGCUUUUCAGACCCGGAGAAUGUUGUGACGUCUCUGGCAAAAAGCUUACGGGUGGGGCCUCGAGGACUGGCCCGUCGAUUGAACAUCAUGCGGCAUUAUGCUGGAGAUCAUCAUAUGCUCGAUCCGGGCGUGCAUCUCGGAUGCUUUGCUAUCCGCGCCUCAAUGGCAGUUGGAAACCGCGGAUUCGACAUACUUGUACGAAAAGAUGCCAAGAACCAGCUGCCAGCUAUGCAGAGUCCUCUCAAUACUCUGGAGACAUGGCAGAUUGAGUAUUUGGAGACCAUGGACUCACAGUCCAUGUCCAUGUGCGUCAAACAGCUUUACAAAGCGACGAAACCGAACAAUAAGAAUGCGCAGCAACGAGAGUUCGCCAAAAACUUGUUGCAAACGAUCGAGGCGCUGAAAGACGAGAUGGGGGAUCCGCUGUUUGUUGACUCGCUUCUGAUAGCGAAGCCGUUCGAUGUUCCAUGCCGUGGCCCGACCGAUCAUUCAGCUCCUGGAAUAGCUUCCCUCAUUGCUUUUCGAAUGAUUCUACCGCUUCAUAGCAGAGCCCCCGGCAGAAAAUUGACUUUCACGCCGCUGAGUCUUUUCCAGGCACAACAACGCGUCUACCGAAAUUCUCCAGAUAACGCCUUCUUUGCAAGAACCAUACAUCGGGAAUUCGCACCCAUGCUGGAUGUCGAACGUGUUUCAGGUACCUUCAAAGAGGCCAAUUCUGUGACUCGAAAACUCACUUCAGACAUUGCGAGGUGGUCUAAGUCUAAUCGAAGCAGCCGACACGAUGUCGGGAUGGGAGAGCAUGUUGACAUGUACGGAAACGCCCUCCCAGAUUCCUCGUCUGAGCAUCGUGGACCGGGUAAAAACAGAUUUUGGGAUAAAACGUCGCAUACGAGACGGAUGGGUGAACACUCCUCCGAGCAGAAUCUGAUAGGCUUGGGCUCUGGGAGUGGUCUGGCUGGUCAUCAAAAAUACCGCAGGGAUGGUGUAAACACAGGCCAUGAAACUUCGAACCGACCAUGCAGUGUGGGUAGCCCACCGCCAGGCGACCCAGAACCAGCUACUCAGAUGCAAUUGUUGGAUCCAGACUACCACAGACGCGAACCAUCUACUCCCAGACCAGUGCAGGAGAAGGAAGAAGAGUCGAAAAUUUAUGUCGACGAGCUAUUCAGGUUAACGAUCACAAAGAGGCAGGUUGGAUAA